Anopheles darlingi is the source of this 4024-nucleotide messenger RNA. Its product is annotated as DNA repair protein complementing XP-C cells homolog. Gene Ontology annotation, cellular component: cytoplasm; nucleus; XPC complex. Gene Ontology annotation, biological process: nucleotide-excision repair; mismatch repair. The transcript has 4 exons. Gene Ontology annotation, molecular function: single-stranded DNA binding; damaged DNA binding. Lineage: Eukaryota; Metazoa; Arthropoda; Insecta; Diptera; Culicidae. The record is from RefSeq and is a predicted model, not a curated record. The coding region runs from base 224 to 4009 and encodes 1261 amino acids.
GCUCUAGGUUUGCCAGAUACAGCGGCGGCAGCGGCGGCCGCUGUGUGAACGUGCACGGCCGUAUCUGCCGCAAAAACCGCAUCCGAUGUGGGGCAGCUUUUAGGCGCGCAGUCCUCGUGUCGUAGAUCGCCGAUCCCGCGUCCUGAAAUUUCAUGUUGAUCAGUUCUAAAACCUGUGUAUCGUUUUUACUUUAAAUACUCCGUAGUUUUAUUGUUUUGUUAAUAUGAGCGAAGAAGAGGAAGUGCUUACCGAGAGUGAGGAGGAGGACGGCGAUUUCUCGGCCAGUGAAGACGAAUGGUUACCGACGAAGAAGCCGGGAAAAAAGGGUGGCAAAAAACGCGGUACUGCAGGCAGUUCCGACGAGGAGGAGGACGACGAUGACUCCGUUACCGAGGACGAGAGUGAUCUGGAGGACUUUGAAGAGAGUCCAAAGAAGAAAGGGAAGCAGCAGCAGGCUACUGCGUCCCGUAAAAGACCGGCCACUGGUUCCGCAGCCCGACAAACGGCGUCCGGGGCGGGCAAAAAGAAACGGCUGUCGCCCGGACUGCGAGACCGGCUGUAUCAACAGUACAAGAAAGAUUUACUGAAGGAAAUGUGCCCGGCUAAGCCUCCGCUAAACAGUAGCGUUUCUGACAUUUUGCAAAAAUGUCAGUUCAACCGAAAAACAACGGCAAAUGCCAAAGCGCAGAAUAAGCAGGAGGAUGAUGAGGACGAUUCCGGUAGCAGUAGUGGCGACGAUCAUCUGGUAGACCCGGAAAAGCUGGAUCUUGGAUCGACGUUUUUCAAUAAGAAAGAAUCAACUGAAACAGCAAACAACGACCUUGCAGAGCCUGGAACAUCGAAGCCGCUGGCAGUACCACAUUUCGACGUGAACGCUGGCAUGCGACUAUCCGACAGUUCUGACGGUGAGGAUGAUGCCGGUACGGGCAAACUGCCAGCCUCGAUACCGAAGCAAGCCGUGGAAGAGUUGAUCAGUCACAUCAACCAGCGGUCCGGUGAUUUCAUGAAUUUUAACAAUCUCGAUCAAUUUACGGCGAAGGUGGAGGAAGCAAAGCGAUUGCUGCGAAGCUACCAGCAGCGACAAGAACCGGAGAAACGAUCGACGACGAAUAAUCCCUCGCAAUCGUCUUCAGAGCAGCAACGGCAGCAGGAACAUAAGGAGAGCAUUUCCUGUCUAUUGGCCCUGGGUGAAGCAACGGAUGGUGGUGGUCUGCCAGGUCAAACUAACGUACCGGCCGAUGCUAGCUCUGAUUCGGAUUGGGAAGAGGUGGAAAAUGGUGGAGAUACCAGUGAGCAGAAAACCGAAGAGAAUUCGACCGUGGCGGAGAACAAGGAUGGUACAUUACAGGUUACUAUUGAGCUUGACAAUGCACAGAGCCGCAGAAAACGUAGAGAGGAAAUCGAGAUGGAGCUGUACAUCAAACGCAAAAUCAAUAAGGUGAAGCGAAUGAAUCGAUUAAACUAUCACAAGAGUAGUGUGCUCGUUGCCAUUGCUAUCGGUCGGCGGUUGAACCAUACCGUCGAUAGUGAUCGCGUGCAGGGUCUGUUGUUAUCUAUCAUGCAGGACAAAGCACUAUCAUCAAAGGGAAAGUGGGAUGAAAAGAGGUUGCAAAAGUUGUAUGAUUGGUUCCGGGCGGAAUUCACACUAACGUCGCACGAACUGCUAGGACCCAGGACGGGUUGCAGCGUGAGUUCCAUGUUGGCUCUAGCACUGUUCACACGUAAGGUGCAGUGUUGCCGCAACUAUAUAUUGUUAUUUUUAGCAUGUCUACGAUCCGCUGGAGCCCAGGUUCGCUUGGUUCUGUCUGCAAAUGUGCCUUCAAAGCGGCCUCCAAUGAGUGAGCUCUGUCCCAUGUCCGAGCGUGAGAUCAAAGAAAAUCUUGAGAAAAAGGAAGCGAAACAUUCCCCUAAACCGAAAAUAGUACAACUAAAAUCAAACAAACAAUUUACCUCACACAAUCUAGCGAAAGCUGAUCAUGACCAUAACGUACCUGAAACGGCAGAAAUUGUCAAACCACUAAUGGAUGAACCGUCUAAUAAAGCGAGAAAGGAAAACGCUGUCGCUCCAAGACGUUCACCUCGAGGCAGUAAGAUAAUACUCGAAAAAGACCCAGUUCCAUCGAAAACAUCAUCCCGAAAGGUGUUAAUGACGCUUAACAUACCACAGCUGGACGGUGGAGAUGAUGCCAUUCCCGGUAUAGACGAGAUCAAGUCCCUUAGACGCUCUCAUCGCUCGAAAUCGGCCGCCACAGCAGAGCCAAAAUCGUUGACAUCGCCUGGGACUUCUCCAUUUGCGAAGCGAAAGUCCAAUACACCAAAAACAGCCUCAGGUGCGAAAGUAAUAAAUGGCUCAGAAGUGACCGGUAACCCGGCGGAGACACGUAAACGUAAGCUGUUCUCGUCCGAUAAAGAUUCUAUUAAACUAGCUACAGGGCCAAAGGCAACACAGAGGAAUACUCGAUCCAACAAAUUGCAACCAAGUCAGACUGUGUCCAAGAUUACGAUGAUAGAUACAGAGGAGGCUAUUGUAAAGCGGAAAGCCAUUACAAAGCGUCGUAAAUCACCAAAAGGUGGUGAUGGUGUUGCAGAAGUGAUCGAUUCGAAGGUAGAAAGUAAGGCAUCAAAACCCGAAAAAGAAGUGCCUAACUCAACCAUCCUUGAUCAAAAAAUUCCUGUUGUUAUGGUGGAGAAAAUGGUUCUCAACAAAUCGAUUGAUCGGAAAGUCCUUUCUUCGUCCUCCGAAAGCGAUGCAGAGUUCACCGGACAAAAGCUGAACGGUUCAAUUAGAGAACAAUCUCGAAAAAAGACGAAAAAGCCUAAACCCGCCUAUGACGAUACGGAUAGUGACUUUGAGAUGCCGAAAGGUGCAGCAUCGAAUCGUAAACCGAAGAAGAGCCCAAAGCAAGCAGCAGCACCAGCCAAAACCAAGAAAUCACCCAAUCCACGGCGAAGCAAAACGGGGAACCAAUCGGACGCUAACAAUGGUAAGAUCGAUCUUUGGAUUGAGUUUUACUGUGAAAAGGCUCAACGGUGGAUUACCUUCGAUGUCAUGAGCGGCAGAGUUGACUGUAAGGAUUACAUUGUGCGGAUCGCACCGAAUCCAAUUUCGUAUGUGUUUGCGUGGGACAACGAUGGUUACCUGAAGGAUGUGACAGCGCGAUAUGUUCAGAACUGGAACACUGCCUGCCGAAUGCUGCGCGUAGAGCAGCCCUGGCUUGACCGUGCAUUGGCACCCUUUUUGGGUCCAAAAACAGAGCGUGAUGUAGCGGAAGACAAUGAGCUGAACAAGUUGGAUGCGGACAAACCGUUGCCGAAGACUAUUGGUGAACUAAAGAAUCAUCCCCUAUACGCUCUACGACGUCAUCUACUCAAAUUUGAAGCUCUGUACCCGGCAGAACCGCAGCCACUAGGCUUUAUUCGCACGGAGGCUAUCUAUCCGCGUGAAUGUGUACACACACUGCAAACCCGCGAAAAGUGGUACAAACAGGGGCGCGUCGUGCGAGCCUUCGAAACGGCUUACAAGGUGGUCAAAUGUUGGAAAUACGAUAGACCGAACAACAACUGGCUCAAAGAUCAGCCGUGCGACCUAUUCGGCCACUGGCAAACGGAUGAAUACGAUCCACCGACUGCCGAGAAUGGUGUUGUGCCUCGAAACGAGUACGGUAAUGUGGAGCUUUUUACGGAAAAAAUGCUACCCAAGGGAACGGUCCAUUUGAAGUUACCGGGAUUGAAUCGGGUUUGCAAACGACUGCAGAUCGACUGCGCACCAGCUUUGACGGGUUUCGAUAUGGCCAAGAUGCGCGUUGUUCCCGUAUACGAAGGGUUCGUUGUUUGCGAGGAGUUUGCUGAGAAAGCGGUCGAAGAGUGGUACAAGGAGAUGGAAGAAGAGGAGCGUCGCGAGCAAGAGAAGCUAGAGAAACGGGUAUACGGUAACUGGAAACGGUUGAUCAAGGGACUUCUGGUGCGCCGGAAGUUACAGAACAAGUACAAUUUCGAUAACUUAACAUAGAGAGGGUACGGCUAU